Molecule: messenger RNA, 1779 nt
Organism: Thyridium curvatum
Lineage: Eukaryota; Fungi; Ascomycota; Sordariomycetes; Thyridiales; Thyridiaceae
Exons: 2
Coding region: 1-1779 (592 amino acids)
Biological process (GO): dephosphorylation
Molecular function (GO): phosphatase activity
Source: RefSeq, a predicted model, not a curated record
AUGGCUGUCCUCUCGACCCAGCGUGCCGGCGUCAUCGCCCUGGCUUUGGCUGUUCCGGCCUUGACUGUCGCUGCCGACGUCGACCUCAAGUGGCAUGCCCCCGCUGCGAGCAAGGUGAACAACCUGACCCAGGUUCUCACUGGCAACGGGGUCUACGACUUCAUCUUCGACACCAGCAAGACCCCCGACGACAAGUAUGGCGUGUACAACUGGUGCAACAUGCCUCACGUCAGGAAGACCGAGUACGUCAAGGCGUCCGAUGAGUUCGAGCUGCAAUAUGUUGAGGUGGCGCAUCGCCACCACAAGCGUACCCCUUACCAGGACAACACCUUCCCAGUCGAGUCAUACGGCUGGGACUGCUCUGACGUUGCGCUGUUCUACACGGGCGAGCCCAUUGUCUCUGAGGGUGACUACACUGCUGCAAAGGGUUAUCUCGACCAUUUCCAGACCACUGAGAACCACUUCACCCCUGCGGCCAGGAAGGGAUUCCAGGGCAACUGCCAGUUCCCCCAGCUGACCGCUGGUGCUCUCGACGACUCUUAUGUCCACGGCGCUGACCUCUACGGCGUCUAUGGAGACAUGCUUGGUUUCCUGCCCAAGCGCUCCGAUUCCAAGUGGCAGGACAAGGUCAAGUACCGCGUCACCAACAACCUGAUCACCAGCCAGGUUGCCGGUAUGGUCAUCGAGGGCAUGUACCAGACUACGACUCGCGUCCCUCUCCACGUCGAGCCCAACGGAAUCGACUCUCUCGAGCCCCAGGGCUUCUGCAGCGCCGGCUCGAGCCUUUUCAACCAAAUCAAGUCCUCGUCCAACCAAGGCUGGCAGGAGCACCUCGACAAGGCCAAGAACCUGUUCGCGACCCUGGACAACAUCUCUGGAGUCCCCAGCAACGACGGUGGCUUCCACAUGAGCUUCGACCACUACUACGACAACUUCUCGGCCCGCCAGUGCCACGGCAAGCCCCUGCCCUGCAAGAUUGUCAACGGCAAGAACGACACUAGCACCUGCGUCACCCAGGAGCUCGCCGACAACGUCUACCGCUUCGGCCAGUGGGAGUACUCGUACUACUACCGCGACGCGCCGCAGUCCCUGGCCGCCUCGGCGUCCACCUACGGCACCUGGAUCGCCACGCUGGCCAACCACCUGCGCGCCGUCGUCGAGGGCAAGUCGGACGGCACAAAGUACUACCACAACGUCUGCCACGACGGCUCCAUCUCCCGCCUCCUGUCCGUCCUGCAGAUCGACCAGAUGGUCUGGCCCGGCAUGGGCUCCGAGGUCGUCUUCGAGCUGUUCAAGAAGAAGGCCAGCAGCAGCGGGCCCAAGCCCACCGGCGUCGUGGCCCCCAACUGCGCCCACGACAACUGCCUGCGCCAGAUGAUCGGCAAGAUCCAGUCCGCCAGCGCCUUCUGCCCCAGCUUCACGGCCGCGCCGAUGCCCUCGUCGACCCUGGCCAGCCUGCCCACCUGGGUGAGCAACUGCAAGGGCAGCGCCGAGCGCGUCUCGAGCGCCUGCUCCUGCGUCGUCCCCGCGCCCACUUCGAACAGCACUAGUGCUGCUCCUUCCUCCACCGCCAAGCCAGAGGCCGGUACUGGCAGCGAGAGCGGCUACUACGUCCGUGUCCUGUUCGGCGGACAGGUCCUCAAGUCGUCCAACCCGAGCCUGGGUGUUAUGGACCUCAUUCCCGUCGAGACUAUGCUGGGAUACUUUGAUGGCCUUGCCGGUAAGAACGCAGACAAGGUCGUUGACAUGUGCAACGGCAACAUCCCGCUUUCGAAGUAG